Messenger RNA from Hermetia illucens (black soldier fly), 717 nucleotides. RefSeq lists its product as uncharacterized. The coding region runs from base 31 to 645 and encodes 204 amino acids. NCBI's taxonomy places the organism in Eukaryota, Metazoa, Arthropoda, Insecta, Diptera, Stratiomyidae. The record is from RefSeq and is a predicted model, not a curated record. The transcript is spliced from 3 exons.
GAAACUCCGCCAGUUCAACGGGAUUGAUUUAUGGCGAUGACGAUUCUAGUAGGUGACAAAAUGCGCCCCAGGCAGUACUGCUUAUUUCUGUUGAUGGUACUUAUUCCUUUAAGCGAACAAAAGCGUGACUUUUAUUUCCAUCUAGAUAGUUGCGACACUGAAUCUGCAAAUCCUAAGAUAUGUGAGGUCAACUGCACGCUUACUAAAAAAGGCGACGUUUUGGGUGUUAGUGGGUUCAUGAAUAUUCUGGAGCCAGCUGAUGGGGGUGGUCUAUCUAUUGAACUUAAAAUUAGAAAACUUGGAGGCGACAAAUACCUUACUUUCAUCAAUCAAACUGUUCCAGAUGCAUGUGUCUAUUUGAAAGGCAAUAGCCGCCUCAAUAUAGUUCAAAUUGGUAUCGACGAACUGAUAAAAAGUGGAAAAGUGCCUGGUUGUCCAGUAGAAGCGGGUGUGUACUACAUCAAGGACUAUUAUAUAUCUCCUGAAUAUUUUCCGCCUAUUCUACCUGAAGCAGACUGGAAUGCUAAGGGUGCAUUUUUUGGAGUAAAGAAUGGAGUAAGGGCCGAAUGCGCGCGAUUUUCAAUUACUGGAAGUAUUCGAUUGAAGAAAAACUCUCUCUGGAACCGCUUUAAGAAUCCAACUUGAUAAAGAGAAAAUUGCUAUUGAGGAAAUAGAGGAGAGAAGAUGGAAUUUCAAUAAAAGUAGAUUGUUUCUGUA